This is a messenger RNA of Cherax quadricarinatus, 2303 nucleotides long. NCBI's taxonomy places the organism in Eukaryota, Metazoa, Arthropoda, Malacostraca, Decapoda, Parastacidae. The record is from RefSeq and is a predicted model, not a curated record.
AUGAAACAUCUAAAUAAUGUCCGCAGAUCGACAAUGGCACAAGAACGACUUUACAGACUAGCUCUCAUGGCAACUGAAGACCGUGUUCUCAGUAACUUACAGUUUGCUGAUGUUUUGGAGAAAUUUGAUUCCAAGAAAUUACGCAAAGCAAAUAAAAUGGCGCAUCAGCCAGCGGUAUCAGCUGCUACGUGUGCUCCUCCAAGCUCCAAGAACGGUAGCGACAUCAACUGUGAUGACCCCUUCCACCCGGCCCACUCCACCUUCGCUGAGGACUGUCACGUGCCCAAGGAGAGACACAUUGGCCAGUUCCCAGCCAACUUCUGCGUCAAGAUCAUCGGUACCUCAGCCAGCACAGGCGAGUCGCUGAUGAUUAGGACGUGUGUGCUGGAGAACAUGGACUCCCAGUGUGGCGUGUUCAAGUUCGGCGGUGAACAACUAACCGGCUGCAUCCUGACGUGCACCUAUGAUGGCUGCAACCACAGCCCGCGUCCCGUCUCUCCUCUCUCUCUAACGAUCCUGGUCCUCCUCCUCCUUCCCUCGUCUCUGGCCGCUCUAACCCACCAGUUGCUUUGAUAGUCCACACCCUGCGUUGAUCGAUCACUUGUUGAUCGUCUAUCGUGUUGAUCGUCUGUUGAUACUUUGCCUGCUGCAUUGCUUGUCUAUCUGCGGCGUUGAUUGUUGAUUGUCGUCUACCUGUGGCGUUGAUUUUCCAUCCGUCAUUUUCCUAGAGUUCAUUGCCUGUCUACUUCUGCUUUCAUAAUUUGUAUAUAUGGUCAUCCAUCUAUCUUUGAGCUAAUCAACCAUCUAUCGUUGAGCAAGCCACUUAUUUAUCGAUUAUUUAGCCGUCAGUCUAGCGCUGGGCUAGUCAUCCAAACAGCCACCUAAUUACUGCUGGUUUAGUCACCCAUCUAUCACUGGGUCAGUCAUCCAUCUACUUGUAAAUGUUGAAUCUGUACUUGUUACAUCUCUGCCUUACGUACUAGAACCACCACCAGAGGUCAGGCAAGACACUCACACUGGUACCAUCUCACUAAGCUUCACGCCUACACUCUCUCCCUUACAAAACAAUGUUUCUCAAAGCAUUCCCAUAUGCUUAUUAUUCCAAAGUUUUUCUAUAUAAUUUAUGCACUUUGUUCUGCCACAUACUAUUUCGUUCACUUAAUCGUUAAAUCUAUGCCAAGUAAGUAAUCAUAUUAAGCCAGAUUAAUGCCAGUAGUGGGACGAGAGAGAUCGUGGGAGUUUACCUGGAGAGAGUUCCGGGGGUCAACGCCCCCACGGCCCGGUCUGUGACCAGGCCUCCUGGUGGAUCAGAGCCUGAUCAACCAGGCUUUUACUGCUGGCUGCACGCAAUCCAACGUACGAGCCACAGCCCGGCUGGUCAGGUAAAGCUAACACAGGUCCCACCGAGGGAUGACAGUGUUUCUUGACAACUUUAUAAAUACAUGUGUUUCACAUGCACAGUAUCCUAUGAUGACUUGUAAUAUGCAAUAGUAAUUUGCACUUGCAAUAAAAAGGGGCUUGCUAAAUUUUUCUCAAGUAUGUAAUUUUUUUUUCAGGAAUCGCUACUGUUUUAGUUUCUUGUAAAAUAAAUUUUGAACACCAAGAAAGCUGAAUUUAUAAGUGAAUUAAAGAAAGAUAGUAACAUCAUCUGUUGACAAUAAAUUAAGUGUUACUUCUCUAACAAGUUCAAAUGUAAUCUUCACAAACGCUGGGUCAGUCAAUCAUCUCAUAUUUGGCAAAACACUCAUAUGUCGCUGGGCCAAUUAUCCAUCUAUCGCUGGGUAAACCAUUCAUCUAUUUCUGAGCCAGCCACACAUUUUUAUUUACGAAGUUCUUCAGCAAAUGAAAAAAAUAUGUACGGUAUGCUGCAAACCAAUGAGAAACAAGAAAGAAAACACAUCUACAGUGAUAACAAUGGAGGCAGACAUGGAAACGCAACAAGUAUGCAAUAGAUACAAUAGGAAACAGAUGAGGAGUACAUUGGUCUUCAGCAUAACUCAAAACUUCAUGUCUCUCAGCACUCUAACUUGGUCACAAUAUAAGCUUUUCUGGCUGUGAAUUAAAGUAAUUAGGUUAUUUGUUAAAAUUACCAUGUAAAUUUAAUGGUAAUCUUUAGUGAUAACGACACCUAUAUGGCCGUCAGUAUGUGACAACAACCACACUGAACCUGUCUCGCCACUGAACCUGUCUCGCCACUGAACCUGUCUCGUCACUGAACCUGUCUCGCCACUGAACCUGUCUCGCCACUGAACCUGUCUCGCCACUGAACCUGUCUCGCCACUGAACCUGUCUCGUCACUGAAC